GUCUUCGACACCUCGAUGGGCACCUUCGAGGCCGAGAUCUUCAUGGACAAGAUGCCCAUCACCGCCAGUAACUUCGUCGAUCUCGCCAACUCCGGCUUUUACGAUGGCCUUCACUUCCACAGGGUCAUCGACGGGUUCAUGCUCCAGUUCGGCUGCCCCAACUCGUCGGAUCCCCAGUCCCCCCGCGCCGGAACCGGCGGUCCCAAGGGAGGCUCUUCCUUCGAGUGCCAGGGGAAGACCAUCAAGCGCGACGCCGGCGGCAACAUCCCCGACGAACUCAUCGAUAAGACCUCGAACCUCCCGGGAACCCUCUCCAUGGCCAACACCGGCCAGCCCAACAGCGGCGGCUCGCAGUUCUUCGUCAACACGGUGCACAACUCGUUCCUGGACUGGUUCGACGGCCAGACCCCGUCGCAGCACCCGGUGUUCGGCAAGGUGACCAGCGGCAUGGACGUGGUGAAUAAGAUCGGGAAGACGAAGACCGACAGGCGCGACGCCCCGGUGACCCCGGUCAAGAUGAACUCCCUCAAGAUC
This is a messenger RNA of Micromonas commoda, 534 nucleotides long. RefSeq lists its product with no specific name. The transcript has a single exon. Gene Ontology annotation, biological process: protein peptidyl-prolyl isomerization; protein folding. The record is from RefSeq and is a predicted model, not a curated record. Lineage: Eukaryota; Viridiplantae; Chlorophyta; Mamiellophyceae; Mamiellales; Mamiellaceae. The annotation marks the transcript as partial. Gene Ontology annotation, molecular function: peptidyl-prolyl cis-trans isomerase activity.